Molecule: messenger RNA, 1770 nt
Organism: Fusarium subglutinans
Lineage: Eukaryota; Fungi; Ascomycota; Sordariomycetes; Hypocreales; Nectriaceae
Product: general amidase
Exons: 1
Coding region: 1-1770 (589 amino acids)
Source: RefSeq, a predicted model, not a curated record
AUGAGCGUCGUUUCACCAACCCCUCUUCCGCUUUCACAGCCACAAGUCCUGAUCAAAGAUGCCUCCAUUGUUCAAGUGAGAGCCACCGAUGAUAUUGAGCAAAACACUUCCUUCACUGUUGAGCCAAAGCCUGUUCCUCGCGGAACACCUGCCUUUGAAGCUAGACGCGCUGCUCUUCUCAACACCAUCAAAGCCAAAGUCCCUCUGGAGUACUACCUCCCUGCCGAGUUAAUCGCCAGUCCUCCCCUUGACGUUUCCGGAAUCCCUGCUUCUUGCGGCAUCCUCACUGCAGACGAGGUUCGCAUCACAGAAGACUAUGAUGCUGUUGGUCUACUGCAGGCACUCGCCAGCCGUCAAUUUUCGGCUGUUCAAGUCGCCACUGCUUUUGCCAAGCGUGCUAUCGUCGCACAUCAACUCACCUGUUGUUUAACGCAAUGGCUUAUGGAUGAAGCUAUUGCUCAAGCGAGAGGUCUUGAUGAGUACAUGGCCAAGCACGGGAAACCCAUCGGUCCUCUGCACGGACUGCCCAUCAGCAUUAAGGAACACAUGGCCAUAGCUGGGACACUGUCUUCUCAAGGCUGUCUGGCGAGCCUGAGGGAGGAUACAACAGAUAGUGACAUGGUUGCGAUUCUGAGAAGUCUUGGCGCUGUGUUCUAUUGCAAGACCAAUCAGCCGCAAACUAUUAUGCACCUUGAGACUGAUUCCCUUUGGGGUCGUACUCUCAACCCUUUCAACAUCAACCUCUCAGCUGGUGGUUCUACCGGCGGUGAAGCAGCCCUAAUUGCAAUGAAAGGUUCUGUCCUCGGUGUUGGUACUGAUAUCGGCGGUAGUAUCCGUGGUCCUGCAGCUUUUUGCGGUAUUUACGGAUUCAAGCCAACGUCGUACACAAUGCCAAUGAGAGGUUUCGAUGCAAUGCCGUUUCCAGCUGAGUUGACUGUUCUGGCAUCAGCUGGGCCUAUGUGCCGGAGCUUGAGAGACAUGGACCUGUUGAUGCAGUGCGUAUUGUCGUCCAAACCCCAUCUAAAGGACCCGAGAUUAGUGCCUAUCCCCUGGAAUGGUCUCAAGACUCCUAUCAAUGGUCCUUUGAAGAUCGGCUUUGUCAACAACGAUGGAUUCAUCGUUCCUCAACCUCCAGUCGUGAAGGCUCUGGCAUGGGCUCGAGAGCAGCUCUGUGAUCCAAGAUACAGUGAUCUUAUUGAGCUCAAGGACUUCAAGGUGUUUGACUCGGCGGGCGCUUGGUCCAAGAUUCAAUGCAUGUAUUGGCCUGACGGUGGACAGCCAUCGAGAGAUGCCAUUCAAGCUACAGGGGAGCCCAUUCAUCCUCUAAGUGACUGGAUCUGGAAAGAUGCAGAGCCACUUGGCAUGAAGACAGCCGUUGACUUGAGUCUCAUGCGUCGGGAGAGAGAUGAAUUUCGCUGGGCAUUUGCAAAGAGCUGGGAAGACCAAGACGUGGAUAUACUGAUUGGACCUGCAUUCGUUGGACCCGCAUCAGCUCAUGAUACAGCGUUCUUCUGGAACUAUACAUCGCUGUACAACCUUGUGGAUUAUCCUGGUGUUGUCAUUCCUACACCUGUCAAGGUGGAGGGGAAUGAGAAGUAUGCUAGUGGGUACGAGCCGUUGAGUGAGGCUUGUGAACAGGUGAAGAAGCUAUGGGAAGAGUCGGACUUUACUGGCGCGCCGAUUGAUCUUCAGAUUGUUGCGAGGAAGUAUCACGAUAAUGAGUUGUUUGGGGCGCUGGCGCUGUUGAAGGAUGUAUUGAAGCUGCAGUAG